CAAAGCGCCCUAAAAGUUCUGGCCUGAGCACCUGCGCAUAGGAGGGAGGUGGCCCAGGAAUUUCGACCUCACGAAUUCUCAUCUCUCGUCAUAAAAAACGGCCAUCGCCAAUUCCUCGCCAAUGAAUUCUCACGUUGUCGGGCGGCCGCUUGGCUGCCUAAAGACUGCCUUGAGAAGAUCAAGACAGCAAAAACUCUUCCAAAAAGGCAUCGCUACUCGCGCUGCCCCCGCCCUAGACCAGGCGUUGAACCCAAGACAGAAGGCAAACAUGAUCAAAGUCAGCAAGUUCGAAGUUUAUCCUCGAGUCCCUUCUAUCCGAUCCUCCUAUCCCGACCCCAUGCCGCUCCUACAACAGGCUCAAAUCACAAUGCUCGACCCAACAGGAGCCCGAACACGCCUGUUCUCGCGCGACCAGGCCGAUAGCGCAAAGCCUGGAGACGUCCUCAUGGUUUCCACAAAGACAGGCGAACCCUUCUCGGGCGUCCUCUUGGACAUUCGCCGUCGUGGUGCUGAGAGCUCCAUUCUGCUUCGCGGCCAAAUGAUGAAGACGAGCGUGGAGACAUCGUUUAAAAUCUAUAGCCCGACAGUUACGGGAAUCAAUAUUGUCUGGAGACGGCCAAAGCGCGCCCGUCGUGCCAAGCUGACCUACAUGCGCAAGCCUAAGCACGAUAUGGGCAGCGUGGACCACUUGGUUGCGGCUUGGAAGCAGGAGAAGUUUGCCCUGAAGGCUAGAACAAAGGGAAGCAAGCAGAGGCAGGCGAAGAAAUAAAGUUGAGCAUAGCAGCCAGGCAAUGUUCAAGCACAGGCAAGCAGACACUGUAUGAUAUUUCAAAACGAGGUGGACGCGCACGGUAGAUAGCGAUUCCCCAAUGUACCAUCAUUUUUAACUUC
[Torrubiella] hemipterigena is the source of this 891-nucleotide messenger RNA. Lineage: Eukaryota; Fungi; Ascomycota; Sordariomycetes; Hypocreales; Clavicipitaceae. The record is from the annotation of a GenBank genome assembly.